AUGCAUCACUUUAAAUUGAAUAUUAUUGACAAAAUAACGUCUAAAUACGAUAUUUUGGAAUUGCCAGAUUUAACAGAUGCCGAACAGAUCUAUAUUGUGAACAUUCUAGGAAUAUCUGCACCUGCAUUAUUUCUCAUGAAGUCGUAUGACGAAAACAAAAACGCAUCAAGCAAGUGUAUGGCCAUGAUCAUUUUAUUGUUAGCAUCAGAAAUGGUGUUAACUAAAGGCCUAUGUCCUCUCUGCUCAAUGGUCUUGUCCAGUUUGGGGUGGUAUUGGAAUACGAUAGAUCUCUAUCCCAAAAUGACUUUGUUUAUUGAUACAGCGAUAGAAUUGGCUAGAAAUAGGUACAAAGAUAACAAUCAAGUCCUCUCUGCAUGUCUACUGCCAAAAGUGUUGGGUUAUUUUCUUUAUUCAAAUGUCAAUGCAAUUGAAGUCUGGCGUAUCACUGAGGAAGCUUUUUUAGCAGACAUUAAUUGUACUCACAGAACGUUCGGUGGAUUCUCAAUACUAUGGCAUUCUCUUCACCAUUUUUUCUACUCUAACAACGAUAUUCGUUCAUCUAUUGAAUCGAGCAAGAAGGCUAUUUCAUUGUUUGACAACAUGGGUAAUUUGUUGUUACGCGAUGCCAGUCAAAUGAUAUUGGACCUAAAGUGCGUAUUGAGUGGAGAAAUUGAAACAUUCAAUCCUGUAUACAAGUGCGAUGUGUUGCAGUAUCCUUUCUUCAGGCAACUCCAUCACAUGUUUAAAGGAAUUUGCUGUUACUUUCAACAGAUGUGGGAAGAGGCUUUUCUUUGCAUGGAAAAAUCAUAUGAGUUUAAAGAAGACUCUAUUGGACUAUGUAGCACUUGGAUUGAUGCUAUUUUUCAAGGUUUGAUUGCUUGCACUUACGAAAACCACCUCCUAAAAAACAAUGUAGAUCAUCCCGAGCUAUUUUCGAGAUGUAAAACUCUGAUUGAUUAUUCAUUGAAAACUCUUGACAUGCUAUCAACAACAAAUCCAUUAGUUUUUAAAUGCUCUUUUGAAUUGGUUACUGCUGAACACCUAUUCUGUAAACAUUUACAAAAAGGACACAUAGAAGAUACAAGACAUGUUAUUUCUUCUCUCAAUAGUGCACUAAAAUGGGCCACUCGAGAACGAAAUCAUUUUAUUUUAAAAUUAGUGAACUGGAGAAUGGGUGAAAUAUACAAAGAUUUAGAGAUGGAAAAUAUUGUUGUAGGAAGAUAUUUAUCAAAUGCUUUUGAACAAUUUAACGAGAUGGGAGCAUCCAUAAUAGUGAAUCAUAUUUGGGAAAGUUACAAGGAGGAUAUUAAUGCUUAUAAUAAUGAGGUCCUGGGCAACAAAGGAAUUGGUGCUGGUUCUCAGCCAACAUUGUCUUCUUCUUCAUGUAGUUCUUCGUCAGAUUCAAUCUGUACCACUCGAGAAGCUUUUCUAUCCUUAACUCAAACUUAUUCAGAAUCGGACAAUUUAGAUUUCAAGGAAAUAUUUGUUUCAAUUCUUCCACUAACACGAAACGAACAAUUAUCAAACUUCGCAAGUGGAGAGCAAGAUACUUAUUUUGAGAAAAAUCACAUUGCAUCUGCUCUUUGCUUACCUAUUAUUCGUGACAACAGCGUGGUUGGAUGCAUGUACUUGGAAAAUAGAGACACUGAAGGGGUUUUCACUACUGAAAAGGUGAACAUUGCAAAGCUAAUUAUAUCUAUCAGUAUUGAAAAUGCUGAAAUUUUCAACUCAAUCAACAAGUCAUACACAAGAUUUCUACCCUAUGAGUUCCUGAAACUAUUAGGCAAAAAUCAUGUCACUAAGAUACAACUUGGUGACGCUGUUUCUCGUGAGAUGACCGUUCUUUUUUCAGAUAUAUAUGGAUUCACUGACCUCAUGGAAAGACUUUCUGCAAAAGAAGGAUUUAAUUUCAUUAACCGACUUCUAAUGAGAAUUGGACCUCCUAUAUCAAAGUAUGGUGGUUUUAUUGAUAAGAUAUUGGGCGAUGGUAUUAUGGCCUUAUUCACCGAGCCUCAGUCAGCUAUUCAAGCCUCUCUUGAAAUGAUGUCUGAACUCGAAUCCUUCAAUAUAGAAAAUAUUUCUAGCAUCAAAAUUGGAAUUGGAAUUUCAAGUGGAGUCGUUAGCUUGGGAACAAUUGGAUUCACACAACGAUUAGACGCCACAGUGAUUUCUGAUACAGUGAAUAUUGCAUCAAGAUGUCAAUCUCUCAACAGAAGUUUCAAUACCCGUAUUUUGGUAACAGAAAGUGUGAUUAAUGCCUCGCAUUUGGAGCCUGGAGAUGUCGCAUGCGCAGUAUAUUUGGGAAGAUUUAUUUUGAAAGGAAAGCAAUUAUUCAAAGAUUUGUAUGAAAUCAGAGAAAAGAGAGCAGUGUCAUCAUCUAAUCGAUGCUUAACCUUAAUUGACGAAAUGGUUCGCAGUUUUCAAAGUAGAAAAUUUGAUCAUUGUUUGAAUUUGGGAAAGAAAGCAUUGGUCACAUUUACUGAAGAUCCAUUCGUGAAAUCAAUUUGCGACCUGUAUUUACAAGCUUGCCCCAUUUAUGGCAAUAGCAUUCUUCCAAUUCAUUGGUCUGGAGAAAUCAGAUUAUCAAAAGAUGGAGAACCAAAACCUUAUUAUUAA
Molecule: messenger RNA, 2616 nt
Organism: Naegleria fowleri
Lineage: Eukaryota; Heterolobosea; Eutetramitea; Acrasida; Naegleriidae
Exons: 4
Coding region: 1-2616 (871 amino acids)
Biological process (GO): cAMP biosynthetic process; intracellular signal transduction
Source: RefSeq, a predicted model, not a curated record